AUGGAGUCAGGUGCCACCGACCAACCCGAGACCAUUGAAGUGCUGCCCCAGCACAAGUUCGACUGCAAGUCCCUGGAGGCCUACCUAAAUCAGCACUUACCUGGAUUUGGGGCAGAUCCUGGGGCUGCGCUGACGGUCACUCAAUACAGAUCAGGACAGUCGAAUCCAACCUUUUAUCUCCAAAAGGGCUUCCAAGCAUAUGUACUGAGGAAAAAACCACCAGGUACACUUCUUCCUAAGGCACAUAAGAUUGAUAGAGAGUUUAGAGUUCAGAAAGCCUUGUUUUCCACUGGAUUCCCCGUUCCCAAGCCGUUGCUGUACUGCAGUGACGUCUCUGUCAUUGGAACAGAAUUUUACGUGAUGGAACACGUGAGAGGUCGAAUCUUUCGUGAUUUCACAAUUCCUGGAGUCAGCCAAGCGGAACGCUCAGCCAUCUAUGUGGCCAUGACAGAAACUUUGGCUCGGCUACAUUCCUUGGAUAGACAGUCUUUGCAGCUGGAAGGGUAUGGAAUAGGUGCUGGGUACUGCAAAAGACAGGUAUCGGUCUGGACAAAGCAAUAUCAAGCCACAGCUCAUCAGGACAUCCCAGCCAUGGAGCAGCUCUCUGAGUGGCUAAUGAAGAACUUGCCAGAUAAUGACAAUGAGGAGAACUUGAUUCAUGGAGACUUCAGACUAGAUAACAUCAUUUUCCACCCUAAAGAGUCUCGAGUUAUAGCAGUAUUGGAUUGGGAGCUGUCAACCAUUGGUCAUCCUCUGUCAGACUUAGCUCAUCUUUCCCUGUUCUACUUUUGGCCAAGGACACUUCCGAUGAUAAAUCAAGGUUCUCAUAUUCAAGAAAACAUAGGAGUACCAGCAGUGGAAGAACUGAUUUCUAUAUAUUGUCACUGCAGAGGCAUUAAUCCUAAUCUUCCCAACUGGAAUUUCUUUCUUGCCUUCUCAUAUUUUAAGUUGGCUGGAAUAGCACAGGGAGUGUACAAUAGAUAUCUUUUGGGAAAUAAUUCAUCUGAGGAUAGCUUUCUGUUUGCCAAUAUUGUGCAACCUCUGGCAGAAACCGGAUUACAACUCUCAAGAAGAACUUUCAAUACUGCACUGACACAGGUUGAUACCACCAGACACCUGCUCGUACAAAGUAGGAAAGGCCAGGAAGUUCUUGCUAAGGUGAAGCAUUUCAUGAAACAACACAUCAUGCCGGCUGAAAAGGAGGUACAUGAGUACUAUGUUCGAAAUGAAAAUUCAGCAGAUGUGUGGAAACAACCUUCAGUGAUUGAUAAACUCAAGGAAAUGGCCAAAGCCGAGGGCCUCUGGAACCUGUUCCUCCCAGCGGUGAGCGGGCUCAGCCAGGUGGACUAUGCCCUGAUUGCUGAAGAAACAGGAAAAUGCCAUUUUGCUCCAAAUGUCUUUAACUGCCAAGCACCAGACUCAGGGAACAUGGAGGUGCUGCACCUGUAUGGAAGUGAGAAACAGAAGAAGCAGUGGCUGGAGCCUCUUUUUCAAGGGGACAUUGCUUCUGCCUUCUGCAUGACAGAGCCUGACAUAGCUUCCAGUGAUGCUACAAAUAUUGAAUGUGCUAUCCAGCGAGAUGGCGAUAGCUACAUAAUAAAUGGCAAGAAAUGGUGGAGCAGUGGAGCUGGGAAUCCCAAGUGCAAACUAGCAAUUGUUUUGGGAAGAACUGAAACUACUGUAUCCAGACACAGGCAACACAGCAUGAUUCUUGUUCCAAUGGACACACCUGGUAUACAAGUAAUAAGGCCUUUGUCAGUUUUUGGCUACCUGGAUCAAUUGCAUGGCGGGCAUAUGGAAAUCCAUUUUAACCAAGUGCGAGUUCCGGCCACCAAUUUGAUACUAGGUGAAGGUAAGGGAUUUGAAAUCUCCCAAGGCCGCCUUGGCCCUGGGAGAAUCCACCACUGUAUGAGAGCAGUAGGAAUGGCAGAACGUGCUUUGCAGAUCAUGUGUGAACGGUCAGCACAGAGGGAAGCCUUUAAGAGGAAACUGUAUGAGCACGAGGUUGUGGCUCACUGGAUCGCUGAAAGCCGAAUUGCCAUUGAGGAGAUCCGCUUGUUGACCUUGAAAGCUGCCCACAAAAUAGAUACUCUGGGCAGUGCCAAGGCCAGGAAGGAGAUCGCAAUGAUCAAAGUGGCUGCUCCACAGGCCGUCUGCAAAAUCGUUGACAGGACCAUCCAGGUGUGUGGAGGUGCUGGUGUUUCACAGGAUUACCCUCUGGCUAGCAUGUAUGCUUUCAUACGAGCUCUGCGCUUAGCAGAUGGACCCGAUGAAGUCCACCUCUCAGCAAUCGCAAAAAUGGAACUCCGGGACCAAGCCAAAACGUUGACAGCCAGGAUGUAAGGAGAAUAGCUCCUCUAUACCCUGUGGUAGAAACCUUCCUUUGUACAACCUUAAUCACCUCCAACAUCUGAGUCUCAUAUUAUUGCAGCAGUUUGAGCACAGGGUUAAUUACUCACUUAUAGCAAAGAUUUUAGUGUCUGUUUUGAUCAGUGUGUCUUAUCAUUUCCAGGGUAACAUAGAUGUAAGGUAAAUAAAUACUACAGCUGUUGUCAUUAGGUCUCAUACCUAAGUAGCUUACUAUUUACUUUUUAAAUGCAACUUCCAACAGAUCAUGAAUUAAAUUGGAUAGCUCUUUCUAAAGUAUUCUAUAGAAAUAUUUUCACUUUUUGAUUUUUAGGUAUUAUGUGAGUAAAUAACUGUAGGAAUAUUUCAUCUUGCUUUGACAAAUCUAUAAUUGGAUUGCUUUUUAAUGCUGUUUUUUACAAGUUAAUUUAACAAUGUUAUUAACAUUUGCAUUGGUUAAAGAUAUAUGACCAGUUGGGUUGUUUUAGAAUUCAUGUGAUUUUAAGUCUGUUCGUAAUGUAACGGGAACAUUUAUGCGUUAAAUCUGAGAGCAGUUUAAGGUUUAUAAGAAAACAUAGCAGACUGUGAGAAAAUACAACUAAGAACCAUUUUAAUCAUUUAUAAAAUGUUUAUGAGGACAGCAAAAGUUUGAGCUACAGAAAAGUUCUCUAGUCUUGAGAAAAUUAAAGGCAGUCUGCUCUGAAUGCUGUCAUGCAAUCACCCUCUGCAAACAUCCUAUGGGUAUUUACAUCAGUUCUGCUCAAUGAGCAUAGCCCCCGUCUACCUGUAAUUCUUGAGCAUUUGAAAUGUGCAACAGACUGAAUUUUUCAUGAAAAUUUUUUUUAAUUUAAAUAUCAAUUCUUAACUCAGUGAUCGAGAAACCUUUCAAGCAUGGUUGGAACAACUUGGGUAUGUGAGUCUGCUUUUUCAACUGUAAAUUUUAUGGAAUCUAAAUACAUAGAAAAUAUUUUGAAUCAAGAAAUAGAGUAAACAUAAAAUACACAACAGAUUUUGUAAACUUACCAUGAAAAAGAUGCAAAAUAUCUCAUUAGUAGUACCUUUUUAUACUGAUUAC
Molecule: messenger RNA, 3421 nt
Organism: Castor canadensis (American beaver)
Lineage: Eukaryota; Metazoa; Chordata; Mammalia; Rodentia; Castoridae
Product: nephrocystin-3
Biological process (GO): fatty acid beta-oxidation using acyl-CoA dehydrogenase; convergent extension; kidney development
Cellular component (GO): mitochondrion; cytoplasm; ciliary base
Molecular function (GO): flavin adenine dinucleotide binding; acyl-CoA dehydrogenase activity; protein binding
Source: RefSeq, a predicted model, not a curated record